Paramormyrops kingsleyae is the source of this 709-nucleotide messenger RNA. Lineage: Eukaryota; Metazoa; Chordata; Actinopteri; Osteoglossiformes; Mormyridae. The record is from RefSeq and is a predicted model, not a curated record.
GCCGGGAUGAUUUGAGACGACAAACUUCCUCUGAGAGCUUCUGUGAAUGUAUCGCGGUCGGCGGAGAAGUCCGAGCUGGAGCCAGGGACUUUUUCCAACUCUCCGGGCUCCCAUUUUAACUGCCCUUGUGUUCUGUAUCAUUGAUCUUUGUAAUGGGAGGGAGGUGGUCUUUGGAAAAGUAGGAGGAGAAGUUACACUGACUCCUAAAGUGGACCAGCCCAUCUCCAGCAUCAUAUGGAAAUACGACCCAAAGAAAGCAGCAGAGUGGAAAACAGGUCAAUCAGAGCCUGAUUAUUAUCCCAUAUGUUAUCCCGGACCAAGGUGUCAACUGAAUACUGCAACUGGGGAGCUUAAAAUUAUGCAUUUAAAGCAGAAUGAAAAACUGGAUUUCUCUGCUGAGAUCAAUGGAAUGGCAGCUCAGUCAUUUUUUACAGUGAUUGCACUUGAACCAGAGUCCAAACCCAGUGUUGGGAAAACCUGCAACGAUACCCAGUGUACUUUGGUCUGUGAGGGAAAGGACACCACAUAUACCAAGUACUCCUGGAAGGAGAACAAUGAGAAGAUAGCAGAUGAUACCACAACACUCCAUGUUCAGAAGAGUGAUAAACUGGAUAAAAUCUACACGUGUGUGUUCAGCAACCCUGUGAGUACGGAGGAGAGUGACCCUGUCAAGGAAGUGGAUUUAUUUCCAGAGGUCGACCGAUAUUGA